AUGUGUAUUUGACGCCGACGGCCAACCAAGACAUAUUCAUUUGGUGACUUUUCUUUUGUCUCAGACCACACUCGACCGACGACCUUCUCUCUCUCUCUGUUCGGUCUCUGCUCUGUAUCACUGUCUUCUUGUCUCCCUCUGCGAUUUGGGUUCAGACUUUUGUAAUUGGAGUGAAAAUGUAUGGAGGAGGUACACAAAACAGUUUGAGGAAAGCACUUGGAGCCAUUAAGGAUUCGACCACCGUCAGUUUGGCAAAAGUAAAUAGUGAUUACAAGGAGUUGGAUAUUGCAAUUGUUAAGGCCACAAAUCAUGUUGAGCGUCCAGCGAAAGAAAAGUACAUAAGAGCUAUUUUUGCAGCGAUUUCAGCUACAAGGCCUCGAGCUGAUGUUGCAUAUUGCAUACAUGCCUUGUCUCGGCGAUUGUCAAAGACACAUAACUGGGCGGUUGCAUUGAAAACUUUAAUAGUUAUUCAUCGGGCUUUGAGGGAAGUGGACCCCACUUUCCAUGAAGAACUUAUCAACUAUGGAAGGAGUAGAAACCAUAGAAACCAUAUGCUCAACAUGGCCCAUUUCAAAGAUGAUUCCAGUCCCAAUGCAUGGGAUUAUUCUGCUUGGGUUCGCACUUAUGCCUUAUUUUUAGAAGAGAGGCUGGAAUGCUUCAGUGUAUUGAAAUAUGAUGUUGAGAGUGAGCGCCCUAGAACUAAAGAUUUGGACACUCCGGAAUUGCUUGAGCAGUUGCCAGCAUUGCAGCAGCUUCUAUUUCGUGUUCUUGGUUGCCAGCCACAAGGAGCAGCGGUUCAUAAUUUUGUGAUUCAAUUAGCACUCUCUAUGGUUGCUUCUGAAAGCAUUAAAAUCUACAAUGCUAUCAGUGAUGGUGUCGUAAAUUUGGUCGACAAGUUCUUUGAAAUGCAACGACAUGAUGCUCUUAAGGCUUUGGAUAUAUAUCAGAGGUCAGGGAAACAGGCAGAGAGAUUGUCGGAGUUUUAUGAAAUAUGCAAAGGCCUUGACAUUGGGCGUGGAGAAGCAUUUACUAAGAUUGAGCAGCCACCUGCAUCAUUUGUACAAGCCAUGGAAGAGUAUGUGAGAGAAGCUCCACGAGCUUCAACAGUUCGCAAGGAUCGGGGGGCUGAAGAUAAAACUGCUACUUCCAAGACAAUCUUAGCUAUAGAGUACAAAAAGACUUCAGAGGUGCAGGAGGCACGUCCACCAUCCCCACCUCAACCAAAACCAGAACCAGAACCAGAACCAGAACCAGUUAAGGUGGAAGCUCCUGUCGUCGAACCACCGGAUCUGCUGGGUUUGAAUGAUCCUGUUCCAGGUGCUUCAGAAUUAGAUGAGAAGAAUGCUCUGGCUUUGGCUAUUGUGCCUAUCAUUGAUCAAUCAACUCCCGCUGCCCUGACUCCUGCAAAUGGAACAACUGGCUGGGAAUUGGCCCUUGUUACUGCUCCUAGCUCAAAUGAGAGUGCCACAACUUCUACCAAACUGGGGGGAGGUUUGGACAAACUCAUGCUAGACAGCCUUUACGAUGAUGCAAUAAGGAGAAGCAACCAGAAUGUGAGCUACAACCCGUGGGAACCAACCCCGAUGGCCAAUCCCAUGAUGCUGCAAACAGCACAUGAUCCGUUCUUUUCCUCCAACUCGGUGGCGGCCCCACAUUCCGUGCAAAUGGCAGCCAUGGCCAACCAACAACAAGCUUUCAUGUACCAGCAGCAGCAGCAGCAACAACAGAUGAUGAUGAUGAUGAUGAGCCCACAGCAACAACAACCAUUAAAUCCUUACAAUAACCCAUACGGAGCCAGCAUUCAACAACCCUACGGCUCUGGUGUUCCUGUCCCUGCCUACAAUCCAUACACGGGACUCAUGUAAACACACACCGUGCAUAGAAAUGCUGUUGUUUUUGCUUGAAACAUAACGAAGAAAAACGUGGAGGUAGAGCAAGUUUUGGAUAUCAAAACCAGGGAGAGUUGAACAGAUAGACAAGACGUGUAUCAUAUGUUGUGCUAGUGACCUGAGCUAGGGUGAGAUUGGCGAGGGACGACUUUGGAUCGCUGAUUAUUUAUAUGGAUGAAGGUGGUAAUAAAUGUUCUGGGACUAUAACAAUUUUUUUUAACCUGCUUAUUUGUACUUCUUGAUGAUGAAGCAGGUUUCUUUUUUCUUGCCGGGUUUCUUUCUUUUUUUUUUUUGCCCUCCAUUUUUUUGUUGUGAUUAUCGCUUACACAUUUUUAUGUAUUGAGCAUACCAGGCUUGAAUAGUGAUUCUUGGUUAUUCUUGGUCUAUUGACUGCCUGUUAAUAUAUUGUUCAGAACGAAUCAUAAGCUGAA
Molecule: messenger RNA, 2320 nt
Organism: Camellia sinensis
Lineage: Eukaryota; Viridiplantae; Streptophyta; Magnoliopsida; Ericales; Theaceae
Product: putative clathrin assembly protein At5g35200
Biological process (GO): vesicle budding from membrane; clathrin-dependent endocytosis; clathrin coat assembly
Cellular component (GO): clathrin-coated pit; clathrin-coated vesicle
Molecular function (GO): clathrin heavy chain binding; phosphatidylinositol-4,5-bisphosphate binding; SNARE binding
Source: RefSeq, a predicted model, not a curated record